AUGUCGCAAGGUUAUUGCGCAAGUUUACAAUGUGGUAAGGAAACUGACUCCUCCUUGAAAUGCCCAAUUUGCCUGAAACAGGGUAUUGAAUCUGUAUUUUGUAACGAAUCAUGCUACAAGGGUAAUUAUAAAGCUCACAAGGCUCUCCACUCGAAGUCAGAUGACGAUGAUUCACCUUACGAUCCUUUUUUGAAGUUUAAGUACACUGGUAGUUUAAGGGCGCAUUAUCCCUUAACUCCCAAAAGAUAUGUGCCGCCAGAGAUUGAGAAGCCUGACUGGGCAGCAAAUGGCUUGCCAUUAAGUGAGCAGCGUAAUGAUAGAUUAAAUAAAAUUCCAAUCUACACUAAGGAUGAGAUAAAGAAGAUUAGAAAAGCUUGUAUUGCAGCUAGAGAGGUUUUGGACAUUGCUGCUAGCGCGGUGAGGCCAGGAAUCACAACUGAUGAGAUUGAUGAGAUUGUCCACAACGAAACUAUAAAGAGAGAUGCAUAUCCUUCUCCACUUAACUACUACAACUUUCCGAAAUCUGUUUGUACAUCUGUUAACGAAAUCAUUUGUCAUGGUAUACCUGACAAGUAUGUGUUAAAAGAUGGAGACAUAGUGAACUUGGAUGUUUCCUUGUAUUACCAAGGAAUGCAUGCAGAUCUUAAUGAGACAUAUUACGUUGGAGAGGCCACCAGUAAAGAGGCCAUAAAUACAGUUGAAACCGCGAGAGAGUGCUUGAAGAAUGCGAUCAAACUAUGUAAGCCAGGAACAAGAUUCCAGGACUUAGGUGAUGUGAUUGAAAAGCAUGCGAAGCAAAAUAAAUGUUCAGUUGUUAGAACAUACUGUGGCCAUGGAGUUGGAAAAUUCUUCCAUUGUUCGCCAAAUAUUCCACAUUAUGCCAAUAAUAGAACCCCUGGUAUAAUGAAGGCUGGUAUGGUUUUUACGAUCGAACCAAUGAUUAAUGAAGGUGUAUGGCAAGACAUUACUUGGCCUGAUGACUGGACUGCCGCAACCAAAGAUGGUAAGGUGAGUGCGCAAUUUGAACAUACCCUGUUAGUUACAGACAACGGUGUUGAGAUUUUGACAGCCAGGAACAAGAAGUCUCCAGGUGGUCCAAGGCAUAGGACAAAGUAA
Molecule: messenger RNA, 1116 nt
Organism: Eremothecium sinecaudum
Lineage: Eukaryota; Fungi; Ascomycota; Saccharomycetes; Saccharomycetales; Saccharomycetaceae
Gene: MAP1
Product: methionine aminopeptidase MAP1
Exons: 1
Coding region: 1-1116 (371 amino acids)
Biological process (GO): proteolysis
Molecular function (GO): metalloaminopeptidase activity
Source: RefSeq, a predicted model, not a curated record